AUGCUGGAGCAUAUUGUCGGUCGGCCAAGUUUAGGAUUAAAGAGAGCCCAGAUCGUACUCGUCUUAACGUUCUGGAUAUGGCGCCUAAUUCGUGGAGGUCCAAAUGGUCCUGGGAUUUUCAGCAAGUUUAACGUCUACCUCAAGAGAUUCACACCAUGGCAAAUUAUCCUAUCCACGUUAUCCAUCAUGUACGCGUCAAGGAAUAUCGAUUGUAUCAUCGGGUUAGCCGCACCCGAUCCCCACUCACACCUCUACAAACCAGACUUUUAUCGAGCGACCUGGAUCGUAACCGCUCUCGACGCAGCUUUUGCAAGUUGCAUCCCGAUCCGACCCAAGUUUUUAAGGGAUCUAAUGAGCAUUUUGUUCACUGGGUAUUAUUUGGUGUUUGCGGGCGAUGCGGAUGAAAAGCUCCGAGUCAUCGGUUACUUCGACAGACCACGCCUCCCCGUCGUCCAAACCCUUCACAUUCCGCGUCCAGCCUCUUCCAAACAUUCGAUACCGAUCAAAAUAAAGUUAUUUUUUUCGAGAACGGAGAGGGAGUUGGCUUGGAUGAACGAAUUGGUGUUGGAUUUACCGGGGGGAGGGUUUGUGUGUAUGAGUCCCGAACAUCAUGAGGAAAGGUUGAGGAAUUGGUGUGUGAGGAUUGGGAGGCCUGUGGUUUCGGUUGAUUAUGGGAAGGCGCCGGAAUAUCCGUACCCAUGGGCGAUCGAGGAAUGUUUUGAUGCGUAUAAGGUACUGAUGGAGACGAAGGGGAGCGUGAUUGGUAUGUCGGGACGGUCGUUACGGAUUAUUCUCAGUGGAGAUUCCGCUGGUGGCAACCUUGUCGCGACGACAAUGUUCAAGAUUCUCGAAUACAACAACCCGACGCUCGGGCGAACUUUCAUCGUUCCUCCUGCCCCUUCCAUUCCCAGCUCUGCACCUACCCCAGCAACCCCAAGCACCGUACAAAAUCCAUCCACGAACCCUUCUUCCACUUCCCCCAUAAUGACAAACUCUCGAUCCCGUUCACCGUCAACUCCACUUCCACUCCCAAUCGCACUCGUCUUGGCAUAUCCAGCGCUUGACUUCAACUUUACGUCCUGGAUGACACCUUCCAAUCUACGUGUGUUGAGGGCUGAGCAUGAGAAGAGUGCGACUAGUUUGAGUUCACUUUUGACGCAACAAAAGGAUCACUUUUUGAUGAAGAAGAGUCCGUUGAGCGUUGUUGGGGACGUGGAUGUUGGUCGGGGAAAGGGGCAUGGAGGGAAAAGGGGGAAAGGAGAUGGGGGGAGUGUGAAAGAGAGGAGGGUGAGGAGGCAGAGGAGUUGGGCUGGACGGUUGUUGAGCGUUGGCGGUGGGGGAGAGCCGAUCUCACCCAUUACGAAGAAAGGUGGGAAGGGACUGUUUGGUUGGGAUGGGGAUGGACAUCGUGGAAAUGGGAAUGAAAGUGCGGAUCUGGAGAGGGGUUCACUCGUUGCUCCGAAGGAAGUGCCUUCCGUUACAUCGGAGACCCCUAACGCGGUGGCGGCGGCGGUGGUGGUCAAACAGAACGGAGGCGAUCAUGUAGCUAUGCCUGCGAGCGGCACUGGCACUGGCACUGGCACGGCUGCUACCUUUGCACCAGCUGGUGUGACUCGUCAAGUUGGAACUGGGAAAGGGGUCAGUGCAAGUUUUCGUGCGAGGGUGUUAAGUCGCGUAAGCGAGGUUAACGAUCUUGCUAUUGAUACGAACGUCACUGGCAAUUCUAAUCCUGUUGGGACCCCUGCUCGCGUGAAUGGCGCAGGCCCACAGGCUGGGCGUUCAUCGCCUCCACGACAGACGCAACUUGGUGGCGGCGGCGGCCUCUGGGAAAAUGUGUUUAGUUCUGGAGAGGAUGAGGAUGAGGGGGGGUCGUCCCAUACUGUUCCUUCUCCCGCGAAGAGGGACAAGUCCCUUUCUGCUGCUGAGGGCGUUAUUGAGGAAGAAGAUGACGGGGGGAACGAGAGCGACGACGAGGAAGACGAGGAAGAUGAUGAAGAUGAUUGGCAUGUAAGAUAUGGGAGGAUGGAAGAUAAGGAUAAACCCCUUUCUGCUAGGGUGCUUUAUUCUGAUGGGGAUGACGAUAAAGGCAAGGAGAAAGAACGUAAUGGGAAGAAAGAGGCGAAGAUGAACAAAGUUCCCAUUGGGACGAGGGUGACUAUGACUAGUCGAGCGGCCUUCUUUACCGAUAGGAUUAUCUCUCCUGCAAUGAUGCGCGCGAUGGCCAUCCUCUACGUUGGACCGAAGCACAAUCCGGAUUUCAUGACGGAUUAUUACAUCUCCCCGAUAUUUGCGCCUUCCCAUCUCCUUUCGCAUUUUCCACCUGUGCUUAUGAUUUGUGGUGAGAGGGAUCCAUUUGUGGAUGAUACUAUCAUCUUUGGUGGGAAGAUUCGCGAAGCGAAACGUAUGCGUAAGACGGAACUUCGUGCUGGUGUGGGUGGCGAAUCGUUGCGGCUAUCGUCUAUGAACCCCUCUGCGAAAGAACGAGAGCGUGAAAGACUUUUGAAUGAGAAGGAAUCGGAUUGGGUUGAUAUGCGGCUUGUGGAAGGAUGGGGACAUGGAUUUUUGCAGAUGACGGCGUUGCUACCGAGAGCAAAGUUGUUGAUCAACGAAAUGGCUGAUUGGAUGGGAGACCGAUUUGCAACCAGUAGUUCUGCUUCUGCAUCGGGUUCGGCCUUAUCCACCGUCCCUGGAAGGGCCAUUCGAGCUGGUUUCACUCAUAAACGACCCGGAUCACCCCGAAGGCCUGAGUUUUCACGUCGAGCGAGUACCGGGUCUGGUGGUGGUGAUGGGACCCCCGCUUUGGUUAAUGGUGAUGGAAACACGAGUUUCAAAGGCGCUCAACCCAUAUUCCCUCUCCCUUCUGCGUCACCCGUUAUUGGCACUAGCUCACCACCGUCAGGUGUGUCCCCAACUGCUAGGAUGGUGCCCAUGAACAGAAUCAUAAGUGAAGAGCUCUCAUCUACAUCUGCUCAGUCGACUGAGACGGAACGUGAUGCGCCGUUGUCGUUUACUCCUCGAAAAAACCGUUCACCACCGCCGCCACCGAGCCAAACUUCAUUUGGUGUUGGUAGUAAUGCAGUCGAUCUAAUAACCUCGCCCUCCGGUGCCUCUCCACAGCUACGACGUACUGCUAUGCCAGUUAAGCCUGAUGCAUCAGUAGCAUCAGUUGGUGAACUGCCCAGCGCUCGGCCGUUGAACUCAGCCACCCCGACGCUGUUGAACCCCGGGGCUAACCGUACAAGUCAAAGUCCAGUGGAGAAUGCAAGCGAGAUGCUAAAACAGACGGUGUCGCCAUCGCGACAACCUCCAAUAAUAAUACCCCCUUUAUUGGGGCCAUCUAUGCCCAACUCGACAAUGGGAGGGGCGACAACGGGGGCUGUGUUGCUUUCGGAAGCAGAACUCAUACGACGACGACGGGCCCAGGCUGUGUUUGGUAUGGGUGAAAUGAUGACCGCAUCAGCUGUGCAAGAGAGGGAAUUGAAUUCAGAGGUGGCUGACAACGAUGGGCGAUCUGAUGGUCUUGUUGGUGGUGGUACUGGUAAGAAAGCAUGCGCUGGUGGCGCUACAAGCAAUAAUUUUGAUGGCAUGGCGAACUCGAUCAAUGCCAAUGCCUUGCUCUCUUGGAACCAGCAGAGCCACACACCAGCUCGGGGUCGUCAAGGGGGCUGUGCGAGUCCUCACUUUGUUUUGCCCAGCCACUGCGACCCAAUCGCUCCUUUCCUCAAAACCGAAGUGCCAAGCCACGACCUUCAAAGUCUUCUCAGUCAAAGCAUGAGCACAACCCCGCUUGCCAGCAUGAGUUUCGAACGCGGUUCUAACGGAAAUACUGACGGAGAUAACAAUCCUCCUCGGUCAACAUCACCCGCAUCCACUUCAUCGCUGAAUACUCGCAUCCGCGCUUCAGCCUAUUCUGCAACCCUCCCUCCUCAAAAUCCUCCUCCCAACUUGGUUCCUCAACCUUCGACAAGUCAAGCCCCAGAACUCUAUCAUCCACCUCAUCACAACAUUAUGCGUAAUCCCACAGCAGGCCCCGCAGGCUAUUUUGGUCAACAGUUACCAGUCAUACUUCAUGAUUAUCCAACACCGCAUCAUCAAUCGAAUGCCCGUGGCAGUGGCAAGGACGAGGAAGAAGAUGUCGAAGAAGAUGACGAUGUUCGAAAGACAUUGCAAGAUAUCCUUCCCGGUGAAGAUGCUCCCGACAGUGACCGAGAUGAAGAAAAAAGGCGCCGGUCGAUGGCUUACCCUGCGCAUAUGGGUCCUUCUUAUCCCUUUAACCCUCAUCUAAAUGGUUCCGCAGGCAGCGCGCGCUCACCUCCGCAUAUGAAUCACGCUACCUCCUCUCGAUCCCCACCUCCUGCACCACCUCCGCAAGCCCCACUUCCUGCUACAUACUUCCCCAGUAAUUCAGCCGAGUUGAACGCUGCUUGGGCUACCAAAGCUGCCUGGAUGGGUCCGCUCCCGCCGUCUAACGGGCCUCCGACAAAACGUAAACGUGGAUUAUCACCGGGCGGCCGGCACGCUCGCCGUUCUCCUCCUCUCGAGUCGAUUAAACUUCGUGUGAUGGAUCAAGGAACUUCUUCUUUCACAGAUAUCACACUCGACGAGAAUGGAAACGCGAUUCACCAGACGACGGUUGUGAAGGAUAUCGAUGCGCCCCUAAGGUCUCGUAGCUUAGGCGAGGAUCACAGCGAAGGCGCGAGCGAGAACGGCGCUGAGGUUGGAGGUGCCGAUCGUGGAUCGCCUAGCGGUAGUCAAUCGGGAGAUGCUACAGGACCUGGAGGUACCCGUUUACCACCUAUCAUGCAAGUUGAAAAGCACGUCGUCACGACUACAGCCACUCAGCAAGCUAGCGCCAGCCGACGAAGGAACGAUGCGUUAUUCAAGUGUCCCGUUCCGGGAUGUGGAAGUACUUUCACAAGACGAUUCAAUUUGCGAGGUCACCUACGAUCGCAUACCGAGGAGCGACCUUUCGUGUGCGAAUGGCCUGGAUGCGGUAAAUCAUUUGCGAGGAAACACGAUUGCAAUCGUCAUCAAAGUCUCCACUCUGCCCAGGGUGCCCAGCAUACGUGCGGUGGCUGUGGCAAGUCGUUCUCCCGGACGGAUGCUCUUAAUCGACACCUGCGCUCUGAAGGGGGAGCAGCAUGCAAGAGAGCUGCCGCCGCCGCACAACGUAACAACGGGGGUGGCAGUGGCACGGAGGCUCGAGGAUCAUCUACCGCGGCUGCUGCUGUUGCUGCUGCCGCCGCGGCUGCGGCAGCUGUGGCGGCGGUAGCUGGCCACGCACUCGUGCCAAUCAAUCCUCACCCAGACGAGCACGUUCCACCUCCCCCCCCGCCCCCGAAUGGACUCAUCAUUGAUCACGAGUUUCCCUCGCAAGGGACGCCUCCUGCACCCCCUGUGUGA
Messenger RNA from Cantharellus anzutake, 5403 nucleotides. RefSeq lists its product as uncharacterized. Bases 1 to 5403 code for a protein of 1800 amino acids. Gene Ontology annotation, cellular component: cytosol. The transcript has 12 exons. The record is from RefSeq and is a predicted model, not a curated record. Gene Ontology annotation, biological process: triglyceride catabolic process. Gene Ontology annotation, molecular function: sterol ester esterase activity; triacylglycerol lipase activity. NCBI's taxonomy places the organism in Eukaryota, Fungi, Basidiomycota, Agaricomycetes, Cantharellales, Hydnaceae.